Molecule: messenger RNA, 1296 nt
Organism: Xiphophorus hellerii (green swordtail)
Lineage: Eukaryota; Metazoa; Chordata; Actinopteri; Cyprinodontiformes; Poeciliidae
Product: high choriolytic enzyme 2-like
Exons: 9
Coding region: 82-888 (268 amino acids)
Biological process (GO): proteolysis
Molecular function (GO): metalloendopeptidase activity; zinc ion binding
Source: RefSeq, a predicted model, not a curated record
CUGAUUUCUGACUCUUGGCUCUUCAGACAAGCAGCUCUUUUGUUUCUUUACUUCAACAUAAAACUUGUGAGGACCAUCAUCAUGACUCCAGCUUUUAUUUUCUUCUUCUUCCUCUCAGUGAUGGAUGUCUGUCAGAGUGCUCCAGCUGAAAUGAACAAUAAAACCAACGAGUUCACGGACGACGCCUCAAGGCCCAAAGUUGACUUAGAAAAUCUCGUUCUCCAUGGAGACGUCGCCGUCACAAACACCUUUCUGAAGAAUGCAGACCCGUGUACGGCCAGAGGCUGCAAGUGGCCCAAAUCUGGCCCUUACGUCUACGUGCCUUACCAGAUCUCCUCUAAAUUUUCCCAGAAGGAGAAGGACGUCAUCAUUAAAGGCAUGCAGAGCUUCAACCAGGACACAUGCAUUCGAUUUGUCCCAAAACGUUCCGGUCAUCGAGAUUUCAUCCAUUUCUUUUCUCAGAGUAACGGAGGGUGUUGGUCCAACAUCGGCCGUCAGAGCGGGGGUCAGUACAUCUCGCUGGACAGAAGAGGAUGUGUUCACCACUCCACUGUGCAGCACGAGAUUCUUCACGCUCUGGGUUUCCACCAUGAGCAGGUCCGCUCCGACAGAGACAAAUACGUCCGGAUUCUCUUCAACAACAUUCAGCAAAGACAGAGGGGCAAUUUCAGAAAAGUUCAGACGAACAACUUAGUAACUCCCUACGACUUUUCCUCGGUCAUGCAUUAUAGCAAAUACGACUUCUCCAGUAACGGACGGCCAACCAUCGAAGCAAAAUCAAAUCCUAAACAGAAGUUUGGAAACGCCCGUCAAAUGAGCGCCAACGAUGUCAGUCGUGUCAACAGGCUUUACAAAUGCAGUACAUCUCGACAGCGGUAUCGUUACUGAAACACAACGUCUCAAAGCACCAAAUAUGGAGCCACGCUGCUGCCAAGUUUAAGAAGAAAAUAUUUUUCAAAGUCUGUUUUUUAACAUUCACAUUUUUAUAAAGAAAAACUAUGGGAGGCUUUUUAAAUAAUAGUUGUUUCAAUAGAGAUUCAUAUGCGAGCUCCCCCUGCUGGACAAAGACGGUACAGCAUACUGUAGCUCAACAGGAAUGGAUUAGUCAAAGUAAAAGGUUUAAUAAAUAACUGCCAAAUUAAUGAAUAAAAACGGUUUUGUUUUUUCUUUUAUAAAUGAUAUAGCCAGCAUAAAUAUUGUAUAUCUUUGCUAUCUUGUACAAAGGAAUAAUACAAUUUUGCAUAACAACUCUAAAGCUCUUUAAGUGCUUUUUAAAUAAAUAUAUGAUUGUUUAAA